Messenger RNA from Ipomoea triloba (trilobed morning glory), 3330 nucleotides. RefSeq names its product dynamin-2A-like. The transcript is spliced from 22 exons. Bases 261 to 3029 code for a protein of 922 amino acids. The record is from RefSeq and is a predicted model, not a curated record. Gene Ontology annotation, molecular function: GTP binding; microtubule binding; GTPase activity. Gene Ontology annotation, cellular component: cytoplasm; microtubule; membrane. Lineage: Eukaryota; Viridiplantae; Streptophyta; Magnoliopsida; Solanales; Convolvulaceae.
UGUCGGAGAGAGACAUUCGAUUUUAAAAUCUUCCUUUCUGUUCUGUUGCAUCGGUUACCGAGACGUUUCCUCACUUUCUCUCUCUAAUUUUUUUUUUUCAAACUUUUCAAGCUCCUGAAUCUCCGACCUUCCACCGGAAGAUCCUCGCCCGAUAUUCCCUCCCAGAAUCUAGGUUUCUUCCUUUCUGCCUAUAUCCACGCUCGAUCUCCGAGAUUGUUUGCGAUCUGCUGAGUUGGAGCUGGUGAGUUGAUUCUAGAAGGAUGGAUGCGAUCGAGGAGUUGUCAGAGCUGUCCGAGUCGAUGCGGCAGGCGUCGGCUUUGCUUGCCGACGAAGACAUAGAUGAGACGUCCUCUUCCUCCUCUUCGAAGCGGCCGUCGACUUUCCUCAAUGUCGUUGCUCUCGGAAACACUGGUGCCGGUAAAUCAGCUGUAUUAAAUAGUCUAAUUGGACAUCCUGCUUUGCCAACUGGUGAAGGUGGUGCUACUCGUGCCCCCAUAUGUAUUGAUCUCAAAAGAGAUAGUUCUUUGAGCAGCAAAUCAAUAGUGUUGCAGAUUGACAGUAAACCUCAACAAGUAUCUGCAAGUGCUCUUAGGCAUUCUUUACAGGAUAGACUAAGCAAAAUUUCAAGCAAGAGUCGGAAUGAGAUAUACCUGAAGCUUCGAACAAGUACAGCACCACCUUUGAAAUUGGUUGAUUUGCCUGGUGUAGAUAAAGGAAAUCUUGAUGAUUCAUUGGUUGAAUAUGUCCAGCACAAUGAUGCAAUCUUGCUGGUUGUGAUAUCUGCAGCCCAGGCUCCUGAAGUUGCCUCAUCUAAAGCUAUCAGAAUUGCAAAAGAAUAUGAUAGUGAAUGUACUAGAACUGUUGGUGUCAUCAGUAAGAUAGAUCAAGUAGCUUCGGAACCAAAAAUCCUCGCUGCUGUUCAAGCUCUUUUGUUGAAUCAGGGACCACGAAGUACAUCUGAUAUCCCCUGGGUUGCCUUGAUUGGGCAAUCUGUUUCCAUAGCUUCUGCCCAGUCUGGAAGCGUUGGAUCUGAGAAUUCCUUGGAGACUGCAUGGCGAGCUGAGAGUGAGAGUCUAAAAUCUAUAUUGACAGGAGCUCCUCAAAACAAGUUAGGCAGAUUAGCUCUGGUGGAGACACUUGCUCACCAGAUUAGAAGUCGUAUGAAAAUCAGACUUCCUAAUCUUCUUUCAGGGCUUCAAGGGAAGUCUCAAGUUGUUCAAGAUGAGUUGGUAAGGCUUGGUGAGCAAAUGGUUCAUAGUGCUGAAGGUACAAGGGCAUUAGCACUUGAGCUUUGUCGUGAAUUUGAGGAUAAGUUUCUGCUGCAUAUUGCUGGUGGUGAGGGGGAUGGCUGGAAAGUAGUUGCAAGUUUUGAGGGCAACUUCCCCAAUAGGAUCAAACAACUUCCCUUGGAUAGACAUUUUGAUAUUAACAAUGUCAAGAGGAUUGUGUUGGAAGCAGAUGGGUAUCAACCUUACCUCAUUUCUCCAGAGAAGGGGUUAAGGUCUUUAAUAAAAGGUGUUCUUGAGCUUGCAAAAGAGCCUUCUCGUCUUUGUGUGGAUGAGGUCCACCGUGUGCUUGUUGAUAUUGUUUCAGCUGCUGCAAAUGCUACACCAGGUCUUGGAAGAUAUCCACCUUUCAAGCGAGAGGUCGUGGAAAUUGCAGUUACUGCUCUGGAGGGAUUUAAAAAUGAAUCAAAGAAUAUGGUAGUUGCACUUGUUGACAUGGAGAGGGCUUUUGUUCCCCCACAACACUUCAUUCGACUGGUGCAAAGGCGGAUGGAUAGACAGCGACGCGAGGAUGAAAUAAAGAAUCGUUCUUCUAAGAAGGCAGCUGAUGCGGAGCAAUCGAUACUUAAUAGGGCAACUAGCCCUCAAACUGGAGGCCAACAAAGUGGUGGAAACUUAAAAUCAAUGAAGGAAAAAUCAGGCCAGUCGGAUAAAGAUGCGCAGGAAGGCCCAGCAUUGAAGACUGCAGGCACUGAGGGGGAGAUAACAGCAGGAUUCAUUUUGAAGAAAAGUGCCAAAACUAAUGGGUGGAGUCGGCGAUGGUUUGUUUUGAAUGAAAAAACUGGAAAGCUUGGUUACACCAAGGCACAAGAAGAGCGACAUUUUCGUGGUGUCAUAACUUUAGAGGAAUGUAAUCUUGAAGAAAUACCAGAUGAAGAAGAGACUCCAGCAAAAAGUUCCAAAAAUAAGAAGGCUAAUGGACCUGAUGCAGGCAAAGGACCUAGUCUUGUAUUCAAGCUUACAAGCCGGGUUCCAUAUAAAACUGUUCUGAAAGCUCAUAGUGCCGUUAUCUUAAAGGCUGAAAGUUUGGCUGAUAAGACUGAAUGGUUAAACAAACUGAGAAAUGUGAUAAGUUCUAAAGGAGGUCAAGUGAAGGGGGAAUCUGCACCUACAAUACGGCAAAGUCAUUCUGAUGGUUCUCUUGAAACAAUGACUCGAAGACCGGCAGAUCCUGAAGAAGAACUCCGGUGGAUGGCUCAGGAAGUGCGUGGAUACGUUGAAGCAGUUCUAAACAGCCUUGCUGCAAAUGUCCCUAAAGCAGUUGUUCUUUGCCAAGUUGAAAAGGCCAAAGAAGACAUGCUUAAUAAAUUAUACAGUUCUAUCAGUGCCCAAAGUUCAACAAGGAUUGAAGAGCUGCUCCAGGAGGACCAUAAUGUAAAACACAGAAGGGAACGCAUUCAGAAACAAUCUUCUCUUCUUUCAAAACUUACUAGGCAACUCAGUAUCCAUGAUAAUCGAGCAGCUGCCGCCGCCGCCGCCGCGUCCAGCUACUCAAAUGGUGAAGCAGAAAGUCCAAGAACCCCUGGACCUUCCCCAGGUGAUGAGUGGAGAACUGCAUUUGACGCCGCUGCAAAUGGCCCUAGUUCGUUCUCUAGGUCUGGCUCUAGUGAGCACGGUCGUCGGCAGGGUGAGCCCAUGCAAAACGGCGAUGUGAGUUCACGAUCAAAUUCCAAUGGCCGCCGAACUCCUAAUCGAAUGGCCCCAGCACCCCCAUCGCAGCAGGGAUCUGGUUACAGGUUUUAGAUUGCUUAUAAAUUUUGCGAGCCUUAUUACAUUCAUGUAUUCUUGAUCCGACGGUUGCUUUAUUCCAUUCUAUUUCCGAGCUCUAGCAUUGUAUUAGUGGUAUAAGCAUAAUUUUUAGUCUGUAGAUAAGUAUUGUCAUUGUCGUUGUCAUAUUUCCUCUUUCCAAUCGCUUGCUAGAUUUUGAUAUGUACUGGCAAUGUUUCGACCGACACUUUUCCAUAUUAUCAUUCUCCUGGAAACAGAUGUAUUAUCUCGGACAGUAUUUGAAAAUAUAUUAUAUAUACGGAGUAUUGAUUUCCUA